Molecule: messenger RNA, 1245 nt
Organism: Limulus polyphemus (Atlantic horseshoe crab)
Lineage: Eukaryota; Metazoa; Arthropoda; Merostomata; Xiphosura; Limulidae
Gene: CNMaR
Product: thyrotropin-releasing hormone receptor-like
Exons: 4
Coding region: 1-1245 (414 amino acids)
Biological process (GO): G protein-coupled receptor signaling pathway
Cellular component (GO): plasma membrane
Molecular function (GO): G protein-coupled receptor activity
Source: RefSeq, a predicted model, not a curated record
AUGGAUUUUCCCAAUAAAAUAUUAUCUGAGUCUGAUUUUCUUAAUGAACUGUUUUCUUUGAUAAACAGCACUUAUGAUGGUUCAAACUAUUCGCUCCCUUGGUGGUUAUUUUCUGACUACGAGUACGAUUAUUUGACAAACCAGACGACAAACGCUGAAAACAGUUCCGAUUCAAUGUGGUUUUUGUCAGACGACGAACUCGGCGUCAAUAUCCUAAAAUAUUUCAACGUAAUAUAUGUCCCGUUUAUUGUCAUUUUUGGAAUGUUAGGUAACGCUCUUUCAUUUAAAGUAUUCUUCUUCAGUCGGCUUAAGCUGCGAUCAUCCAGUCAAUACUUGGGCUGCUUAGCGGUCUCAGAUUUUGGCUAUUUGUCUAUGGUUCUGAUUACUUACUUUCAAAGCCAACAAUAUCCGGCUCUCAACUACGACGUAGUUUGCAAAUGUGUCCAGUACUUGUCUUCUGUCUUCAGCUGUUGGUCCGUAUGGUUAAUCGUGUCUUUUACUGUGGAGCGUUUUCUGGCUGUAAAAUUCCCACUUUUAAGACCCCGACUGUUAAGGCCUUCUCGAGCACGACUUGUUAUUUCACUCACAGCUUUUAUGAGCAUCUUGUUAAAUUCUUACAUCAUACUUUUCGCUGGAAUCUCACGGUUACCGGACACAAAUCUGCUCCAGUGUGACGUCCUCCAACAGUAUGAAAGUAUGUGGAUAUACACAAAUCUGGCCGACAUGAUUCUCACCCUGCUGAUUCCAGUUAUCCUGAUCGUAUCGAUGAAUUUCAUGAUUAGUUAUGUUCUGUACACGUUUCGUGUUGAUCACAAGGAAGUUAAAGAUCCAAAUUUUCGGCAGUCUUUUUCCCUUCAGAAAACAAACGUAUCUCAAACCAACGAUUCUGUUAGACACUCAGCUUUUGCUGACAUCAACCAAGUCAAGGUUACCCGAAUCAUCCUGCUGAUUUCAUCAGUUUUUGUUAUACUAAACCUCCCCAGCUAUACCAACAGAGUGUACGCAUCGAUCCUCCUUCUACGAGGGAGUAACUCGUCCCAGGCUCUUUUCAUUUUUCACCAAUGGUCAAUGUUGCUUUUUUACACUAAUUUCGCUAUCAAUUUUCUUCUUUACAAUUUCAGCAGUCGGUUGUUUCGUCGUAUUAUAAAAGACGAUUUUUUUAAAUUAUUUCUGAAAAUGAAAUCCUUGGUAACAGUUCCCAUCGAUUUUCUGAUGCUGUGUAAACUAGGUCCACGUGAAACCUGA